AUGACCAGUCCUGAUCAAAUUGCAGCUCAGAUACUGAGCACCAAAUCCCUCUCAGUCGCCCAACCCUGGCUCAGUGCCUUCCUAUUAUCGUCCAGCACAGCGCAACGCAAUAUCCCCGCAUCCGCCCUCACAAAGACGGCUAUAUUCCGUCUCCUCGCCUCUGAUAUCAGAGAAUCACUCUCCAAGCACAGAUCAUGCGUACUCCCAGUCGAUAUUCACGACCCGGCGGUCCAAGAGCGACGGCUGCAAGGCUCAAUCCCCGUGCAAGUGCUAGACAUCGAAGACAUCGGCACGAGUCUAUGGAGCCAGAUCGAAGCAAUUGAACGCGUUGAGCGGGGCGAAGCGAUCCGCGGCCGUGAGAUCGUGCGCACAAUCGCUGUAGGCGAGGACCCCGAGGCGUCGGAGAAUAAUCGUGCGAAUAACAAUCCUUCGAACGGUGCUGCGACUGCAUCCGGGAACAGUGGGUAUGGGCCGCACCGCCUGAUUAUUCAGGAUGCGGCGGGAACUAUGGCGGUGGCUGUUGAAAUGCAGCGUAUCGAUGGCAUAGCAUUGGAGAAACUUGCUAUUGGGGCGAAGCUCUUGCUUCGUAAUCCGUCUGUCGCGAGAGGUAUGGUGUUGCUUUCCCCGGGGUCUGUUACUCUGCUCGGGGGGAAGAUCGAGGCUUUGGAUAAACCGUGGAGGGAGGGUAGGAAGGCUAGGUUGCUGGAGAAGACCGCAGGCGCCGAAGGGGAAUGA
Messenger RNA from Penicillium roqueforti, 735 nucleotides. Its product is annotated as OB fold domain-containing protein. The record is from RefSeq and is a predicted model, not a curated record. The transcript has a single exon. Gene Ontology annotation, biological process: double-strand break repair via homologous recombination; resolution of meiotic recombination intermediates. The coding region runs from base 1 to 735 and encodes 244 amino acids. Lineage: Eukaryota; Fungi; Ascomycota; Eurotiomycetes; Eurotiales; Aspergillaceae. Gene Ontology annotation, cellular component: RecQ family helicase-topoisomerase III complex; nuclear body.